This is a messenger RNA of Acipenser ruthenus (sterlet), 6657 nucleotides long. RefSeq lists its product as uncharacterized. NCBI's taxonomy places the organism in Eukaryota, Metazoa, Chordata, Actinopteri, Acipenseriformes, Acipenseridae. The transcript is spliced from 3 exons. Gene Ontology annotation, molecular function: zinc ion binding; aspartic-type endopeptidase activity; nucleic acid binding. The record is from RefSeq and is a predicted model, not a curated record. Bases 1714 to 6498 code for a protein of 1594 amino acids. Gene Ontology annotation, biological process: proteolysis; DNA integration.
CACUGCUGUUGUACCCUUGAGCAAGGUACUUUACCUAGAUUGCUCCAGUAAAAACCCAACUGUAUAAAUGGGUAAUUGUAUGUAAAAAUAAUGUGAAAAAUUAAAAAAAUAAGAAUAUAUAUUAAAAAAAUCAGUUUUAGGGAGAAACUACAGCUGCACAUCCCUAGUGCUCAUUUCAAACCACAGCUUUUUUGUUGGAAUAGUUACUGCAGUAAGCUUGGCAAAUAAUAAUCUGAAAAGAAACCACAAUACAGAAUUUUAGGGUACCCACAUAACAGUUAAGAAAUGUAAUAUAAAAAAUGCUCCUACAGCAGAAAUGUGGGUUUCAAAGGUAACAACCUUCCUAUAUCUUUAAAACUCUACAUGUACACCUUUAACAAUACCCAGCCUAGAUUUUGCUUUAUAAGUGCUGCACCACAAUGCAGAUGAAAUGGUAACAGAAUAUAAUCCAGCUUCAUUAAGGAAGCAGAUCAACUGGCUCCAUGCCUAUUAAUCUAACCUGUGAUAUGUCUGGCUGUGUGACAGGUUGACUGCUCAUUUAUUCUGUUUAUAAUAGCAAAGCUAUGAUAAAUAUCCCACGAAGUGCACAUGUGUUAAAACAUUCAUAAACCAAAGCUUUUAAUUUGAAAAGGGGGGAAACAAUAAAUUAAAGAUUGUGACAAUGUGUUUCUAUUUAUUUAUUUAUUUAUUUAUUUAUUUAUUUUUUACAAAAAAUAGUUCAGUGUUUAGAGAACUUUAAAAUGAAUACAUUAGGCAUUUGCCUUUAAACAAUUGUGGUAAGUUGUUGUCUAAUUGAUAUCGGCUACCAUAACAUUCUGAAACAAAUAUUUAAUUUGUACUGUACCUUAAAGCAGAUUUAUUGUAAAAUGAAAUUACUUUAUAAAGCCAAAGCAAAGUGCAUAGGAUGAUGUCCUAAACCUAUUGAUUUCAGUAGAAAUUUUACAGUACAUGAAAAAGAUACCUCUUCAAAACCUCUAACCUUUUAAUACAAUUAUUAUAAAAUUAACCUAUACUAAAACUGUUGAAACCUAAUCCUGUGAUAUGUCUGUAUUGGUGUUUGAAUAUAAGACAAUUAUUGUAACAUCCAGGUAGAGGAAUACCUGUAAAGGACUGUGACAAAGAGAGAGUGAAUUCUUGUUUUAGAUCUCCCUUCCGACCGGUGACGGUGCUGGGGAGGAGGAGCAGAUAUCCCCAGGAGAGGUGGAAGCCGGCCAUCUUGGAAGGGGGGCGGGUCCACGGUGCGCAACGUCACCAACCCAGACGGGGAGCGCUGUGGCAAUCGCGCAUUGGUCAACGGCGGUUGCCCGCGCUGCCCAAUGGGAGCGGGACGGAGCGUACAAAAGGGGGCGUGGCCCGGAGUUCUGUUCCUUCUGGCAAGAGCACUAACGGGACGCUCCGGAGCGAGACGGGAGGAGCGCAAACCCGGAAGUGCUGCACUGGUUCCGCCCUGUGUACCUGGGGGAAAGGAGGAAGGACGGACUGUUGUUUUGUUUUGGUUUAUUGACAUUCUUCGUUGUUUUUUGGUUUUUCCAAUUUCCCCCUGUUUGUUUUGCUUUGUGGUUGCCGGGUUACACAUCGUUGUGUAUCCCGGCUCCAUUAUUUUCUGUUGUGGCACAAUAAAGCCGCGGAUUAUAACUAAAAGCCGGGACUGGUCUCUUUUAUUCUUCCCACCACCCACUCAGCCAUUCCUGUCACACGUGGUGUCAUCGUGGGAUGGACCCCACCACUUUAUCCGCGAUUCUGGAGGCGUUGGACAGCCGGAGGGAGGCUGAGGAACGGAGGAGGGAGGAGCGGUACACAGCCCUCAUCGAAAGGGUCAGGAUGGGGAUGACGUCGGCGGCAACUGGCCCCGUGAUGGUGGCCCCGAAGGCCCGGGCUCAGAAGAUGACGGCGGAGGAUGACCCCGAAGCCUACCUCGUAGCCUUCGAACGGCUGGCUACCACCGCAGCAUGGCCCCGGGAGUACUGGGCAAGCCAACUUGGCCCCUGCUUGAUGGGAGAAGCGCAAGCAGCAUACCGGGCCAUGACUGAUGAAGACGCCAGCCAGUACGAGUUAGUGAAGCAGGCUAUCCUCCGCCGCCUUAAUAUCACGGGGGAGACCCACCGAGUCCGCUUCCGGGAGUUCCAGCGACCAGCAAACACCCGGCCCAGGGUGGUGGCCCAACGAUUGUGCGACCACAUGGCGCAAUGGCUGAACCCCAGCCAGAAAACUGGGAUCCAGAUGGGGGAAGCCAUUGUAAUGGAACAAUUUUGCCAUGUGGUCGGGGCGGAGACGCAAGCGUGGAUACGCCGGCACAAUCCCACCACUCUGGAACAGGCCGUGGCCCUGGCGGAGAAUUUUGAGGACUCCCUCGUGUCCGCCCGCUCCACGUUGCUGGACUGCACCCCUCCCUCCUCUACCAAAGGACCACCACCGAACUUCGCUCCCGGACCACGACCCAGCAAAUCACCAGUCCCGUCGGGUCAUCCAGCCCCCUUACCGUGGAGGCAGAGGUUGGCCCCCAGCUGGGGUAGAAUGGCUCCCCCUGCCCCGCUGACAUACCAACAGCGGGACAGAUACGUACCAUCCUCACCCUCUGCCCCUCCAAUCUGUUUCAGGUGCCAGCAGUCGGGACAUAUCGCGAGAUACUGCCCGGCCGCUAUGGAAUGCGAUGUGGCUGCGUGUCACCUGGCGUCUGAGACAGGUAAGAAAUGGGGAAAUGGUCGGGAGGGCCCGUGUAUUGUUGAUGUGGCGCUGGGGAAUGUGAGUACCCACGCAUUAGUGGACACAGGGUGUGAGCAAACUCUGAUUCGAACAGCUCUCCUUGGCGGUAUGUCGUGGCAGCCACAAGGCCAGGUGGCGAUCUCCUGUAUCCAUGGGGAUACGGCGACAUACCCCACUCUAAAAGUAUACUUAUCGGUAGGUCCGAUAAAGCGCCACCUAGUAGUGGGGGUGGCCGAGAAGUUACCACACCCAGUUAUUCUGGGUCGAGACUGGCCGCAAUAUAAAGAUUUACUAAAAGCAUCGGCAGCCUCGACCACACGUGUAAACACGGCAGAUUCCCGAGGAAAGGAAGUCAUUGGCACCGUUUUUCCUUUCCACGCCGAACUGUUUUCUCCCCUUUUCCAUCCUAGGAAAACACGUAAGGAGAGACGGAAGGAAAAGUGGGAGGGCGCAUCGAUGAGACACGGCUGGGGACUGGCGGGGGAAGGUUCUGAUGGUCCCAAACGCCAAUCGAAGGGAGUGGGGACACAGUGUGACCGGGCGGGCGAGGUUACUGGACCCUCGAGGGCAGAGACUGCUCCAGCCCCCGUCGAUAUCCCGGACGUGUGGGCCUCAAGCGCGGACCUAGUGUGGGAGCAAAACAACGACCCCACACUGGUGCACGCUUGGGAACAGGUCCGGUCUAUCGAGGGUAAGGAUGUUGAUGGCAUUGGGACGCUGGUAUAUCCUCAUUUCGUUGUAGAGGGGCACUUGCUAUAUAGAGUAAACCCCGCCCCGGGCACAGGACAGCCUGUCAAACAGUUGAUGGUUCCCCCGUCCUGUCGACCAGAGGUCAUGAGGCUGGCGCAUGACGUCCCCUUUGCAGGACAUCUUGGUGUUGACAAGACGAGGGACAGGAUACUGGCUCGAUUUUAUUGGGCAGGGCUCUACACCGAGGUGGCGAAAUAUGUAGCUACCUGCCCGGACUGUCAGAGAGUAGCGCCGGGUCGAGUGCGCCCCGCCCCUUUGGUCCCACUGCCCAUUGUCUCCAUUCCCUUUGAACGCGUUGCAAUGGACAUAGUUGGGCCAGUGCUGCCUUCUGAUUCCGGGUACACACACAUAUUAGUGAUGGUGGAUUAUGCGACGCGGUACCCGGAAGCAGUUCCGCUGCGGUCCACUAGUGCCACUGCAAUUGCGAAAGAGUUAAGUCAGAUUAUGGCUAGAGUAGGGAUCCCAAAAGAAAUAUUAACUGAUCAUGGAACGAACUUUUUAUCGAAAACGCUACAGCAAGUGUAUAAAAUUCUAAAAAUACGUCCCAUCAGGACGUCGGUUUAUCAUCCCCAAACGGAUGGACUGGUGGAACGUUUUAACCAAACUUUGAAGCAAAUGUUGAGACGGUUUGUGAGUCAGGAGCAGAAACAUUGGGCCACUCUUCUCCCUUAUCUCCUCUUUGCAGUGAGAGAGGUGCCUCAGAGCUCAACGGGAUUUUCCCCCUUUGAGCUGCUGUAUGGCCGGCAGCCACGGGGCAUCCUCGACCUGUUGAGAGAAGGUUGGGAAGAACACAAGGGCUCCUCUAAAAAUGUAGUGCAGCAUGUGCUCCUACUGCGUGAUCGCCUUGAUUUAAUUGGUCGAUUGGCUCAAGACAAUCUUAGAUCGGCUCAACGUCGGCAACAGCAGCAUUACAAUACUAAUGCACGAAUUCGAACUUUUCGGCCCGGAGAUAAAGUGAUGCUUCUUCUCCCGUCAUUGGAGUCAAAACUGUGUGCUAAAUGGCAGGGGCCAUAUGAGGUGAUACGGGCUGUAGGAUUAGUGAAUUAUGAAAUUAGACAGCCUGAUCGCCAGAAUAAAACAGAAAUUUAUCACUUCAAUUUAUUAAAGCCCUGGAAGGCAAGGGAGGUCUUAUUCAUAGCCCCAGGCGAGAUGGAGGAUGACUUUGGACCCUGUAUAGAGGCCCCUAGCCCCAGCCAGAUUUCAAUGGGGGGACAGUUACUUCCGGAUCAGCAAGUAGAAUUACGUAAGUUGAUUGGGAAAUUUGGGGAUGUGUUUUCUGAUGUGCCCGGCAGGACUAACCUUACCAAAUAUGCUGUUAUUACUCCGCCAGGUGUCACUGUUCGGGAGAGGCCCUACCGGAUCCCAGAAAGUCGGCGGAGUGGCGUCCAGAACGAGGUGAGGGCGAUGCUUGAACUUGGGGUCAUUGAGCCUUCCAGAAGUGAGUGGUGCAGUCCUAUUGUUAUCGUGGCCAAGAAGGACGGCACUAAUCGCUUCUGUGUUGACUUUCGAAAGGUCAAUGCUAUCGCCAAGUUCGAUGCCUACCCCAUGCCUCGGAUCGACGAACUCCUCGACCGACUGGGAACGGCCAGGUUUAUCUCAACUCUGGACCUGACGAAGGGAUAUUGGCAGAUCCCUUUGACUCGUGAUUCAUGUGAGAAAACUGCAUUUUCAACUCCGGAUGGUUUGUUCCAUUUUAAAACCAUGCCGUUUGGGCUACAUGGUGCGCCCGCUGCCUUUCAGAGACUGAUGGACGAGGUGUUACAUCCCCAUCGUGAGUAUGCAGCAGCGUAUAUUGACGAUGUGGUUAUAUAUAGCUCCACCUGGAGAGAGCAUGUAAUUCGACUGGAAGCCGUCCUUCAGUCUCUAAGGGCUGCUGGGCUAACAGCUAACCUGAGGAAAUGUGCGUUUGCUAAAUUAGAAACACAGUAUUUAGGAUUUAUCAUGGGGAAUGGACGGGUGAAACCCGUAGCCACCAAAGUCCAGGCUUUGGUGGAUGCGGCUGUCCCCAAAACCAAAUCCCAGGUGAGGUCACUAUUGGGAUUGGCUGGUUAUUACCGCCGCUUUAUCCCCGAGUAUGCCACCGUGGUCAAUCCUUUGGUAGACCUCACUAAGAAAUGUGCACCAAAUUUAAUUAAGUGGUCAGAAGAGUGUCAGGGGGCGUUUGAGACCAUUAAACAAAAACUGUGCCAGGCUCCUGCGCUAAUAGCACCAGACUUUAGCAAGAGAUUCCUCCUCCAUACUGACGCGUCAGAGGUCGGUUUGGGGGCGGUCUUGUCCCAGAGAGUUAACGGGGUGGAGCACCCCAUUCUGUAUAUCAGCAAAAAAAUGCUUCCUCGGGAGCGCAACUAUUCGGUUGUGGAGAAGGAGUGUUUAGCCAUUAAAUGGGCAACUCACUCCCUUAGAUAUUACUUGCUGGGACAUUCAUUUGAUCUGGUCACGGACCACGCCCCACUCAGAUGGUUAGGCACUAUGAAGGAUAGCAAUGCUCGAAUAACUCGGUGGUAUUUGGCAUUGCAGCCUUAUAUGUAUCAUAUGGUGCAUCGUGCUGGGAAAGAUCACCAAAAUGCGGAUUAUUUUUCCCGGGAGGGGGGAGUAAUGGGAAUGGUAGGUUUGGCCGAGUGUUCCUUCGGCUCCACUCUGAGCGGUGGGAUAUGUGACAAAGAGAGAGUGAAUUCUUGUUUUAGAUCUCCCUUCCGACCGGUGACGGUGCUGGGGAGGAGGAGCAGAUAUCCCCAGGAGAGGUGGAAGCCGGCCAUCUUGGAAGGGGGGCGGGUCCACGGUGCGCAACGUCACCAACCCAGACGGGGAGCGCUGUGGCAAUCGCGCAUUGGUCAACGGCGGUUGCCCGCGCUGCCCAAUGGGAGCGGGACGGAGCGUACAAAAGGGGGCGUGGCCCGGAGUUCUGUUCCUUCUGGCAAGAGCACUAACGGGACGCUCCGGAGCGAGACGGGAGGAGCGCAAACCCGGAAGUGCUGCACUGGUUCCGCCCUGUGUACCUGGGGGAAAGGAGGAAGGACGGACUGUUGUUUUGUUUUGGUUUAUUGACAUUCUUCGUUGUUUUUUGGUUUUUCCAAUUUCCCCCUGUUUGUUUUGCUUUGUGGUUGCCGGGUUACACAUCGUUGUGUAUCCCGGCUCCAUUAUUUUCUGUUGUGGCACAAUAAAGCCGCGGAUUAUAACUAAAAGCCGGGACUGGUCUCUUUUAUU